Molecule: messenger RNA, 7277 nt
Organism: Chiroxiphia lanceolata (lance-tailed manakin)
Lineage: Eukaryota; Metazoa; Chordata; Aves; Passeriformes; Pipridae
Gene: N4BP2
Product: NEDD4 binding protein 2
Exons: 22
Coding region: 754-6135 (1793 amino acids)
Molecular function (GO): ubiquitin binding
Source: RefSeq, a predicted model, not a curated record
GCCGCCCCUUCCCGCGGUCGCAGCCUCGCGCCCGCCGCCGGCGGCAGCGAGUGAGGGGAGCUGAGCCGAGCCGAGCGAGGUUUUCUUUGCCUAAUUUCCCACAUGAUGGAACAAAUCUGUUCUUGACCAGCAUGGAUAUGUAGACCUUUUCAAGAUGGUUAAGAACUGUGGUGAAGAACCAAGUGGAAUGGCAAGAGGAAGAAUCUACUUCUGCUGAUGUUUGAUUUCUAUGCUGGGAGGCAUGGUUUCCUGACAGAAGAGUGCAUUAUAUUUUAUAACAGCAGAUCUUUAUUAAAUGUGCCAUCAGUGGUAGUUUUGGAAAGAUGAGAAGACAUCCGUUGCAGAACAAUUCAGUGAAGCUGAAAAUAAUGUCUAUGAUGCAUCUGUCCAGCUCCUUAGGGGGGUAGCAGUACUGGAACAGGCAUCACCUGAGGCUCAUAAUCUACCAUCAGAAAUAAACUCUGGCCAGCUAGAAAGAUGGUGAUGUUAAAGCACCCUGACCUGACAAGUCUACUUCUUCUUUCCUAGAGAUCCAGGGAGGGAAGGACUAAGUGAACGUGGAAGUGCUGCCAUUGAUUUAUCUACAUGUGUUGAAUUGAUCAUCACUGGCAAAAUAGUCUUUACAAACAGGUCUCCUGUUUCUGUUAUGUCUGUCCCAGUUAUGAGAGCUUUUUUUGUGAGUUUUGAGCCUGGUGCUGUCAGCCUCAUGUGAACAAACCAAAACAAAAAGCACGCUGUUUUUUAGAAAACAAAAUGCCACGGAGAAGGAAAACUGGUGGGAGUCCUUCUCAGAAGAGUGGCAAUUCUGACAGAACUGCUCUUGCUGUAUCCCAAGGGGACCCAAGUCACUUAAUGUCUCAAGCAGUGCAUUAUGUCAAUAAGGAAGAGCUUUUCAACAGCAUGUCAGAGAUGUUUUCUAUCCUAGAUCCUAGCGUGGUUUAUAUGGUUCUGUCUGAAUGCGAUUUUAAAGUAGAAAAUGCUAUGGAUCAUCUUCUAGAGCUGUCCACCCAUGCCAAAGGAGUAGCAUCUUCAAAAACCUUGGGUUUGGAUUCAGCAGCAGCAUCAUUAGUUCUUGUUAAUCAGCAAAGAUCUGUUGCAAAUGAAAGAAUGGUGGAAAGUACUGCAGAACAAAGUAAACCCGGAGAAGCCAUAGAAAAGGUCCUGUCAUCUGAUGUGCAGCUGACUGAAGAACUGGAUUCCUUAAUAGAAAAUGCCUUUCAGAGUUACAGCUUGAGUGAUGAAUUACCUAAUUCUGCAAAUGACCAAAUAGUACAUAAGCACCCUGUGGAGCACGAUGGCUUAAUUGAAUUUUCCGAGUGGGAAAAAUCUGAUUCAGUUUGCAGUGUCCUAUUUUUUCCACAGCAAGCAGAGACAAAUAAUGAGGUUUUAGAAAACUUCUGUUCUCAGCCACCAGUGAGUCAGCUGAGCAUCCAGACAAGCUCACCAGCUGCAUCAGGCACUUUUACACAGAUAAUGGAAGAUUCUGAUUUGUUGGAAAUACAUGCUCAACAUGAUGUAGCUUCAGAAGUCUAUAAACAAUUAAAUGGAGAAAUAUCAUCUGAAAAUUCUGAUCAGACACAAGAUACUUUUUUGGAUCAAAGUAGUGUCACUCCUGUUUCUGGUGAGUCCUCCCAAAGCCCUCUGGAACUUGGAGUAAAUGUCACUGGAGAUCCUAAUUCAAGGUGCCUGGAACAGCCUGAAGAGGUAGUGACUGCCUUUAACAGCUACCAGAGCACUUCUCUUCCAGAGGCGUAUGUCUCUCUUGAAACAUCCAGUUUGAAAACACAAAAACCUGCAGAUGUUCAGCAAACUCAGCAGGGUUAUAACUUAAAUUUUUCUACACCAUCAGGUCAAUCACAGCAACGCUGGAAUCUCAUGGCUCCUGUGUUUUAUCCAUCCAGUAGAAGUCACAGCUUUGUAGUUCCUGUGGCUGCCAGUCCAGGGCAGUGGAGACCUGGUUCAGACUGUAGGACUUCAGAAAAAGGACUUUUUGUUUUCUCCCCAGUGGUUUCAAAUGCCUGGGAUAGCAACCCUUCUCUGAAGGUAUGGGGAAAUCAAGAUAGAAACUCAAAAUUGAACCUCUCGCAAGUACAGCAGCCACGUGUUUGUCACAUGAUGAGAAAAAAGAUGCAUCUUAUAGGUCAAGUACUUGUUCUUCUCAGAGGUGUUCCAGGAUCAGGAAAAUCAUAUUUGGCAAGGAAUAUCCUUGAGGAUAACCCAGGAGGAAUCAUUCUUAGUACUGAUGAUUACUUUAAUAAACAUGGACAAUACCAUUAUGAUCCCAGUUGCUUAGGGGAAGCGCAUGACUGGAACAGGAAACGAGCCAAAGAAGCGUUUGAAAGGGGAAUCUCUCCUAUAAUAAUAGACAACACAAACAUACAAGCAUGGGAGAUGAAGCCUUAUGUUACUUUGGCUCAGCAGUUCAAAUACGAAGUAAUGUUCCGAGAACCAGACACUUGGUGGAAGUUUAAACCAAAAGAACUUGAAAGGCGAAACAUUCAUGGUGUAUCUAAAGAAAAGAUCAAAAGAAUGUUGGAACGAUAUGAACGCUGCCUUACUGUUAGAUCAAUAUUGGAUUCUUCAGUUCCAGAUAAAUCAGAAGCUGCUGGUUGGAGUGAAGAUCCUUCUGAGGAGGAAAGCCAUAGUUUGUGUUUCAGAAAGAGAGAGGCACAUUGUGAUGCAAAGGAAGAACCACCUUUUGCUUUUGAUGUGGAGCCUCUUGAAUUAGCUGAAGUUGGUAAAACUUCUCCCCAUAAUUCUCUAAUAUUAGAAAGCAGCUGUGAUCCUGAACAUUUUCAGCAAGAGGAAAAAGAAAUGAAAAAUAACUCAGUGGAACACAAUUCUGAGAACAGCGCUGUUCAAGAUGACUUGGAUGUCUGUUUAUCAGAGUGCAUCGAAAAAGAGCUGCCCUUGGAGAAGAAAGAAGAAAAGGGAGAAAAAGUAGAAAAAAAUACUGAAACAGAAAUAGAUGAUGUUGAUGUGAUCACAGCUGAAGAGACUGCGAAUUUGCAUACAGGAGGAGCUGAGGAACACAGUGAUAACAACACUGUCAAUGUUCAAACUGAAGUUCAACAAUCGGGUUCCAUAUGUAUGGAACCAAAAUCAACACAAACUGAUAACACAGUGGAACCAAGCAGUUCAGCUUUUGACACGUCAGGGAAACCUGAACUACUAAACUUCCUGGGUGACUGGCCUGUAGAACAAACAAUGGGACAGAGAGUCAAAAGAUCUAGAAGGCUAGAAAAAUCUUCUCUGAAGAGUGAUAAGGAAAGUGAAACUCCACGUCAGCAGCAUCCUGAGAUAGGUAAAGAGCAAGUGGGCCUGCCUGAGACAUGCACUGUUGAGAGAGGACAUGAGAAGGAAAAUCUAGCCUCUAGCUGCUCCUCUAUUAGUUCAGAUAAAGUUACACUGGAAUUGCAAAUGGUAGGACAUUGGCCUAUCUCAGCCUCAUUAGAACAGAGACAACAAAGGUCAAGGAGAAUGAAAAUGACAAAUCAGUCUGAUGAAGGUAGAAAUCCUGAAGGUGACAUUGACAUAAAUGCUCUUGAGACUGUAGAUGUGCUUUGUGGGACACCUGUGAGCACUGCAGAGCAACCAGAUAUAAAGAGUUUUCCUAUGCACCAAGAUGAAAUAGUAGCCAGUGAAACAGGAGGUGAGGAAAAAAGCCAGCAAAAUAAGAGAACAAAGAAACAUCACAGAUUAGCCCUCACUUUUACAAACAACAGUUUGCCCCAUCCCGAAGAAGAGGACCACUUGUCUAACCUUAACACUACAGAAGAGAAACAGGACACGUGCUUAUGUAGACAAAAAAGUAGCCAUUCACAGACUGAAUCACAGGACUUUGCUCUCCUGUGGAGAUUAGAGAAGAAAAUGCUUUUUCCUGACACUACCAAAGUAUUGCAUGGCAGACUAGAUGGCUUCAAACCCAAGCACGUUGAUAAUGCCUCAGAUUCUCAGGAAAAAAUACCAUAUCGAGUUACUUAUGAUAAAAGCACGUUUGUAGAAGAAAGUGAACUUACCAAUAUUGAUGACUCUGAAAAGCUGGAUACACUGUGUAAGCUCUUUGAGUCUGUUUCAUUUGAAGCUCUGAAAGAUCUCUAUGAAAGAUGUAACAAAGACAUAGACUGGGCCACAGGUUUGCUAUUAGACUCUGAAGAAAAGUUAUGCAAGGCUGUUGAUACCGAAUGCUUUCAGGUAAGAGAAGCUGAGCCAGUUGUCUCAGACCUUGAUUUCAAGGCAAGUACAAACUGUGAUGAGAAUCUCAAAGACGGCGAACAAACAUCAGAAGUAAUUGGGGCUGGUGGUAUCUCUGAGGCUUCAGAAGGUAAGAACUCAUCACUCAGCAUUGCAGAAAGUAGGGCUGCCAAGGCAGCUGUGACAGAUGCUGAUGUACCUGACUCAUUCACUGCUACCUCACUGAAUGAUACAGAGGAACUGAAAAAUUCCAUGGAUGCAGCCCCUAGAACCGACACAGACAGCUCAGCAGCAGGUGUCACUGAGCUGUCCUUUUCAGGAAAGCAGUCUGUAGAGUCUGAGAGUCUUGUUGAAGAAAGUGUAAAUAAGCCAUCACUUUUACAACUUGAUGCAGCCUUCUGUACACCCGUGACUUUGCCUCAUGGUCCUAACACAACUUCUACCAAUUUGAAAUUUGGAUUAAAUAAUGAAAGUGACAUUAAUCCUUCAGAAAGCAAUGGAGAGAAUUCCAAAGUGACUCCUUCUUUACUGGAAAUGGAUCAUGAGCUUCUGGUCAGUCCUAGGAGUGAUAAAGAAAUGGAGGUGAAUAAAGAAACCUGGGAAAGUUCUGAGGAGAUAUGUGGUAAAGAAGAAAUUGAAAGUCCAAGCUGGUCUGCAGCUAAAGCCAAGAGACAAAGCCCUGUACCAGCAUCACAUGCAGCUUUCAGUAUAGAUUGCCUAGAACUAACAUUACCUCCUGAACUGGCACUCCAGCUGAAAGAGAUAUUUGGGCCUGUUGGCAUUGAUGCAGGAUCACUGACUGUUGAGGAUUGUGUGGUUCACAUUGAUCUAAAUUUGGCAAAAGUGAUUCAUGAAAAAUGGAAAGAAUCUAUUCUGAAGCGUCAGAGGAGAGAUGAAUCAUGUAAGUUGUCUGCAGAAGGUCCUGUGAUUCAGCAGAUAGAUACAGAUGACUCAGAAAUGCUGCUAUCUCAGAAUGCAGACAGUAAAAUACAGAAGAAAAAAAUGAGCUGGGCUUCAGGCACAUCUAAUGACAUACAGAUGAAAAAACCAGCAACAUCAGAUGUUUUUCCUUUUAUGGAUCACUGGAACGCUCAGAUUCAGAAAGUUUCUCUCAGGCAAAUAAUUUCUGAAGAACUAGCUAUGCAGGAGAGACAGGACAUGAAUCGUGUUCCUUCUACGGCUAGAAAAGACUGUGCUGCUAAACUAAAGGAGAAGCAACUUUUUGAGAUGUUUCCAACUAUUAAUCAAAGUUUCUUAAUGGAUAUCUUCAGGGACAACAACUACUCUUUAGAACAAACUGAACAGUUUCUGAACUGUGUCCUGGAGGCAGAUCCUGUAAAAACAGUUAUAGCUCAAGAAAGUGUUCAGCAAAAUGAAAUUGUUACUUCCUACAGUGCAAAAAACCGGGAGAAGAAGGCAAAAAAAUGUAAGGAAGAGGAUGAUCCUUUGAGUGAAAUAUUUCAAGACUUUGAGUAUCCACAAUAUGAUGAUUUAAGAGCAGAAGCUUUUUGUCACCAGCAAAAGAGAAAAGAAUGUUUGAAAAAGGCUGGGGAGGCCUAUCGGAUGGGUAUGAAGCCUGUGGCAGCAUUUUAUGCACAUCAGAGUCGCCUUCACGAGCAGAAGAUGAAGGAAGCCAACCAUGCUGCUGCUGUGCAAAUCUUUGAGAGAGUAAAUUCUUCCUUGCUGCCUAUGAAUGUGUUGGAUUUGCAUGGUCUCCACGUGGAUGAAGCUGUGAAUCAGUUGGCCAGAGUGCUGCAGGAAAAAAGUGAAGAGCACCAGCAGACUGGUGGUAAACCAUAUCUCACUGUUAUCACGGGAAGAGGAAGCCAUAGUCAGGGAGGAGUUGCUCGCAUCAGACCAGCAGCUAUCAGAUACCUCACAACCCACAACUUCAGGUUCACAGAAAUAAAACCAGGCUGCCUGAAAGUCAUGCUCAUUUGAGGAGUUGUGGAGAAGAGGAAUAUAGAAACUGAGGAUCUCAAGCAUGUGCUUAAAAGCUGUGCUGAGCUUGAUGCAGAAUGGAGCAGGAGUUCAGUGCACAGUGAGUUAGUAAGUAGAGUUUUAUCAGUAAGGAUCUAAGUAAGUAAAGUUUUAUCACUAAGGAUCUUCAUGCCUUCAGCUACUUGCCCGUAUUCCAGAAACACAACACUGGAGAUCUUGUAUUCUCUGACUGGUUUUAUAAUGUAUUCUGUGAUGAAUUCUAUGAAAUAUAAUUGUUUCCAAGUGGUAUUUUAAAGUAGGUUACAUUUUAGAAGUUCCAGCCUUUCUGAUGUCUUCUCCAGUUACAUCAGUGAGAAUCCUGAAGUAUCAUGUAAAUUCUGUAUCAUCUUACACUUUUAAUUAAAACAACAGUAUUGCCACCAGCACUCUAAAAUAAUGUGCGACUGUUAAAAUACCUAUUUUGUGUACUACUUUUUAUUCUGUUCUUCAGCAGCAUGUGAUUGUGAUGACUUUAAUAUAUGACUUUUGGUGUCUUUUUUACAAAACAUUUUAAUAGUUAUCCCAAAUUUUAAUUUAGGAAAAUUAUCCUGUUUUUAUCGUACAAAAUUAAUGCUUGUGCUAACAUUGAUGAGUGAUCUUACAGGAAAAAAAAAAAAGACCCAGAGGUGCAAUGCAGAAAGUUGUCUGAAGUAACGUGACUGUUGAAAAACAUUUCAGUUGAUUGUGAAAGUAGUAGGGCAAAAAUGUUAUUUUAAAAAAUAUUUCAAGAUACUUUGGCUUUUGCUUUUAAUAUCAUGUGGUACAUCCCCCCCAAACCCAACCAAAGCCCAACUGUUCAUGCUAUUUUAGCUAAAUAAAUUGUGCAGAGGAUUAAAUGACUAUAGGUGAAUAUGCAUGUGAAAAGACCUAGUACUGCAGCUACCACUUGUAAAAGCUGUUAGGACCAGUAAGUAUAUUGGAAGAUAUAAAUUUCUAUUUUUAAAUUAAAAUAAAAAAUGAUUUUUUAUUUGUAUAAAGUUGUAAUUUUGCUGUUAACUAUAACUUUCAUUUUUUACUGAAAUAAUUUUGUAAUCUGCAUUUAGAAUUUCUAAUGUGAAAAGGAAUUUACAAAAUCUAGUUUAAUAAAGAUUUUUUUGCCACAA